UACUUACCCAUCUACUCAUUAAAAAUAAUAAAAUAGGAGAAACCUUCCGAGAAUGAACCUUAAUAACUUGAUCACACAAAUUUCCGAUAAAGAGCAGUUAAUAAAAGACUCAACACGACCUCUCGUUAAUCAGUAGUGACCAAUGCAUAUCAGCAUAUCACGUUCACUCGAGCGGUUACUGUUUUAGCGAUAAAACAAAAUAACUAAUACUUUACUCGUUAGACUUCACGACAAAGCAACCAUGGAAUCUUACGAGCGGAAAAUGUCUAUAGUGGACUAUGAUCCCAUGUGCGAUAAGGAGAAUCCACAGAAGAUAUUCUUUGAGGAUGUUUCGGCCGCAUCCUUCAGGAUACAGAGCGGGAUUGUGAAGACACCAUGUGUGAAAUCCCACAUGUCCAAAACGUAUGGCAUGGACAUCUACCUCAAGAAUGACUUUCUUCAACAUACCGGAAGCUUCAAAGAGCGUGGUGCAAGAAACGCGCUCCUCCUCCUGUCCCCGACUUGCAAGAAGCAGGGCGUGAUCUCGGCGUCCCUCGGAAACCACUCGCAAGGGCUCAGCUACCACGCCAACCUCCUCAACAUACCCGUCACAGUGGUCAUGCCUAAUGUGGCUCCGAUAAUGAAGAUUGAGAAGUGCCGCUCGUAUGGAGCCAACGUGAUUGUUCAUGGUGAUGAUAUGAAGGAGGCCAAGUUCCACGCGAUGAUGCUGGCUAAGGAACGCGGAUUGACUUAUAUUAAUGGCUACGACCACCCGCACAUAAUGGCGGGGCAGGGCACGGUGGGGCUGGAGGUCGCGGAGCAGGUGCCGGGCGCGGACUGCGUGCUGGUGCCGGUGGGCGGCGGCGGGCUGCUGGCCGGCGUCGCCACCGCGCUCAAGCACUUGAAGCCGGACGUGCUGAUCUAUGGCGUAGAAACGGAGAAGUGCCCGAGCAUGCAGCAGGCCAUGCGCAGCGAGGGCCCGGUGUCCGUGGACAUCCGCUCCACGCUGGCCGACGGGCUCGCCGUGCCCACCGUCGGGUACAACGCCUUCACCACCGUCAAGCCGCUUAUUGAUAGACUUAUAACAGUGAACGAGGACUGGCUGGCGCGCGCGAUCCUGCGCCUCGUGGAGCAGGAGAAGUACGUGGUGGAGGGCGGCGGCGCCGUGGGCGUGGCCGCCAUCAUGGCCGGGCUCGUGCCGGAGCUGGCCAAUAAGACUGUGGUCUGCAUCCUAUCCGGCGGCAACAUCGACACGACGAUCCUGGGCCGCUGCCUGGAGCGCGGGCUGGCGGCCGAGCGGCGGCUGGUCAAGUUCAAGGUCACCGUCAGCGACCGGCCCGGCGGCAUCGCUGAACUCUGCAAGCUCAUCUGUUCUAUAGGAGUCUCUAUAAAGGACAUCAUGCAGGAGAGGGCCUGGGUGCACGGGGAUAUCUUCAGUGUUCGGGUGAAAGUAGUCUGCGAGACACGAGGGCCCGAGCACAUGGAGGAGCUGAAGCACAUGAUCAGCGACAGCUACCGCGAGUGGUACUUCGCGCGGGACCACGACACGCUGCCGCCGACGCCAGACGACGCCUCUAUUGAUGACGAUGACGUCUCGCAUUAGGGUA
Messenger RNA from Plutella xylostella (diamondback moth), 1586 nucleotides. Its product is annotated as L-threonine ammonia-lyase. Gene Ontology annotation, biological process: L-serine catabolic process; L-threonine catabolic process. Gene Ontology annotation, molecular function: L-serine ammonia-lyase activity; threonine deaminase activity. Lineage: Eukaryota; Metazoa; Arthropoda; Insecta; Lepidoptera; Plutellidae. The record is from RefSeq and is a predicted model, not a curated record.